Molecule: messenger RNA, 428 nt
Organism: Closterium sp. Naga37s-1
Lineage: Eukaryota; Viridiplantae; Streptophyta; Zygnematophyceae; Desmidiales; Closteriaceae
Source: the annotation of a GenBank genome assembly
AAUCGCCGCUGUAUUGUCUUCCGCGCUCUCUGAAGCCGACUGAACCUGCUUCUCUGCUGCUGUUCCGAUGUCGCUGCUUUGGUGCCACCUGCCUCGCACAUGCUUUGGUGCCACCUGCCUCGCACAUGCUUUGGUGCCACCUGCCUCGCACAUGCUUUGGUGCCACCUGCCUCGCACAUGCUUUGGUGCCACCUGCCUCGCACAUGCUUUGGUGCCACCUGCCUCGCACAUGCUUUGGUGCCACCUGCCUCGCACAUGCCUGCCUCGCACAUGCUUUGGUGCCACCUGCCUCGCACAUGCCAAAUUCACUAACUGCCUCGCUCCCUCGCUCACACACCCCUUCACUAAGAACCAUCUCGCUCCAAAGCGCCACAUGCAGCAGCGGCAUGGUGCGAGGCAGCCAUGCGGGAGAGCAGGGGCGUGCAUGA